AUGUUCGCCCUCCGAAGAAUCAUCGCGCGCCCCAUGGUAACGCCCCUCAUGCGCAUCGCCACGCGCCCGAUGCACGCGACACCCCGUCGCUUCGCGUCAGCCGACCAACCCCCCAACAUGAGCGAGGUUGAAGCAAUGAUGAAUGACCCUCUCAUCCGCGACACCUUUGAGAAGCUGAGCCGUCAUCCCCCUGCCAUCGCGGCCAUGCAGAAGAUGGGAGAUGUCAUCAAGAGCAAGGGUCUUGAUACUUCUAAGCCUCCUAGCAAGAUGGAUCUUAUGAAGCUUAUGAUGGAUAAGGAGUUUCGGGAUGCGUCUACUGAGUUGACGACAGAGAUGCAGAAUGCCGGUGUUGAGAUCAACCCUGAUGUCUUCAUGAAGAUGGUCCAGGGCGAGAAAGGAAACUAA
Molecule: messenger RNA, 405 nt
Organism: Fusarium coffeatum
Lineage: Eukaryota; Fungi; Ascomycota; Sordariomycetes; Hypocreales; Nectriaceae
Exons: 4
Coding region: 1-405 (134 amino acids)
Source: RefSeq, a predicted model, not a curated record